UAUGGAUGAAGACAUGGUCUCUCUGGAUCCCAUUGAAUUUCAUUCGGAGGAGGAGCCUUAUAAAAAUCGUAUCGAUUCUUAUCAAAGAAAGACAGGAUUAACCGAGGCUGUUCAAACAGGCAUAGGGCAACUAGACGGUAUUAACGUAGCAAUUGCGGUUAUGGAUUUUCAGUUUAUGGGGGGUAGUAUGGGAUCCGUCGUCGGGGAGAAAAUUACCCGUUUAAUUGAAUACGCUACUAAAGAAUUUCUACCUCUUAUUAUAGUGUGUGCUUCCGGAGGGGCACGCAUGCAAGAAGGAAGUUUGAGCUUGAUGCAAAUGGCUAAAAUAUCUUCUGCUUUAUAUGAUUAUCAAUCAAAUAAAAAGUUAUUCUAUGUACCAAUCCUUACAUCUCCUACUACCGGUGGGGUGACAGCUAGUUUUGGUAUGUUGGGGGAUAUCAUUAUUGCUGAACCCAAUGCCUACAUUGCCUUUGCGGGUAAAAGAGUAAUUGAACAAACACUGAAUAAAACAGUACCCGACGGUUCACAAGCGGCUGAGUAUUUAUUCCAGAAGGGCUUAUUCGAUCUAAUCGUACCACGUAAUCCUUUAAAAAGCGUUCUGAGCGAGUUAUUUCAACUCCACACUUUCUUUCCUUUGAAUCAAAAUUAAAACAUUAAGUUCAAUUUUUUUGAGCAAACAAGUAAUUAGUUUAUCGGAAUCCAAGUCAAAAUUAGACGAAUGGGGUUUUCUUUGUUGACAUAAGAUCUAAUUGUAUAAAGAAUCAAAAGUCACAGAAAAUCGAAAAUCCGCCCCCUUUUCUAUAUUCCUUUUUCUAUAUUCCUUAUUAUUGA
Messenger RNA from Helianthus annuus (common sunflower), 831 nucleotides. Its product is annotated as acetyl-coenzyme A carboxylase carboxyl transferase subunit beta, chloroplastic-like. The record is from RefSeq and is a predicted model, not a curated record. Bases 2 to 649 code for a protein of 215 amino acids. Gene Ontology annotation, biological process: fatty acid biosynthetic process. The transcript has a single exon. Gene Ontology annotation, molecular function: acetyl-CoA carboxylase activity. Gene Ontology annotation, cellular component: acetyl-CoA carboxylase complex. NCBI's taxonomy places the organism in Eukaryota, Viridiplantae, Streptophyta, Magnoliopsida, Asterales, Asteraceae.